Molecule: messenger RNA, 1241 nt
Organism: Cynara cardunculus var. scolymus (artichoke)
Lineage: Eukaryota; Viridiplantae; Streptophyta; Magnoliopsida; Asterales; Asteraceae
Exons: 4
Coding region: 176-745 (189 amino acids)
Source: RefSeq, a predicted model, not a curated record
GAACCAUCCUAGCUACUUCGUUUCCUCUUCUUCUUCGUCUCCGCCUAAUUAUUUGACCUAAAUUCGUUCCUUUUAUUUUGAUUUUUCUCUGUAUUUGUUUCAUUUGGGGAGGGGGUUCGAGCUCCGAUUUUCCUUUUCAGGCGCCUCAGGUGUUACUUCAAUCAGAAAAAAGAAAAUGAAUCACUGCGGGGUCCAACAGAACAGUAACUAUUCGUCUUGUGAAGAGAUGAGGAGCUCUGUUUCAGUUUCCUUGUCUUUUGAUAAUGGUGACACUGUGGUAUGCCCAAAGCCUAGGCGGCUCAACCUCUUCAACACCAACAUGAACGAGCCUGUUAGGCCUAUAAGAUGGCAGAUGUGCUACCAACAGGAACCUUAUGAUUCCAAAGCAGGCCCUGAGCUCUUGGACAUCAUCUUUGCAAAGGGUGGUGGUUAUGGUUCAUCAGACCAACCAUGUACACAGGUAGCCUCGUCGCCCCCUUUUUUCUGUGGGUCUCCGCCGAGCAGAGUCUCUAACCCGUUAAUACAAGAUGCUCGAUUUGGGGAUGACAAGAUAUCUCCAAUAUCGCCACACACAAUGAUUCCAAACCCCACAUCCGGUAUGUCGACUUCAUCCCCAUCUUCAUCAGCAAGGAAAGGGGGAUGCCUUCGUGGCAAUUAUGGUAACAAACCGGCUGUGAGGAUUGAGGGGUUUGAUUGCCUUGACAGGGAUAACCGCCGCAAUUGCAGCAUCCCUGCUCUGGCUUGAACCAAACCCUUGAGAUCCAAAAUCAUACUUCCUUCAUCAAGUACAUAGAAAAAGAGUUCAAAAGCAAGUAUUUGAAAAUCGAGAGUAACAAGAGAAGAAAACAUAAAGUCUAGUAAGUUGGUAUUUAAUUUUAGCCUUUUGAAGAGGAAUUUUGCAUAUCUUGAAGAAGAUACAUCCACUCCUUAAUGUAAAUAGGUUUAAGAAGAGGGUAUUUGUCUGUAUGUAAGUAUUUAGAGAGUUAUUAACAAAAAAAAAAUAAUGGUUAGGUUUAAGAUAAUUGGCUUCUCUCCUGGUGAUGAUUUGUAAUUAUAAACUAUCGAGGGGAGUGGCUUAUGGUUUCAGAGUCGUUGGUAGCCAGAGGUUUGCGACUUUAUACAAGGAAAAAUCUGUAUAAAUUUUUAAAGUCGUGAAUUUUAGCAUUGUAAAUACCUACAUGUAAUACCUACCUAAUGUUAUUUAUAUAUAUAUAUAUAUCCAAUUUGUCCUUUGGUUAAAA